AUGCCUCCCUCCGGGCCCCGCGCCGCCCUCCUCCUGCUGCCGCCGCUGCUGCUGCUGCUGCUCCGCGCCGCCCUGGCCGUGCCCCUGGAGCGGGGGGCGCCCAAGGAGGAGAGCCCGGCCACCGAGAGCCCCGACACGGGCCUGUACUACCACCGCUACCUGCAGGAGGUCAUCAACGUGCUGGAGACGGACGGGCACUUCCGCGAGAAGCUGCAGGCCGCCAACGCCGAGGACAUCAAGAGCGGGAAGCUGAGCCGGGAGCUGGACUUCGUCAGCCAUCACGUCCGCACCAAGCUGGACGAGCUCAAGCGGCAGGAGGUGUCCCGGCUUCGGAUGCUGCUCAAGGCCAAGAUGGACGCGGAGCAGGAGCCCAACGCACAGCUGGAUCACCUGGGCCUCCUGAAGCAGUUCGAGCACCUGGAUCCUCAGAACCAGCACACGUUCGAGGCCCGGGACCUGGAGCUGCUGAUCCAGACGGCCACCCGUGACCUCGCCCAGUUCGAUGCGGCCCAUCAUGAAGAGUUCAAACGCUACGAGAUGCUCAAGGAACACGAGAGGCGCCGCUACCUGGAGUCGCUGGGGGAGGAGCAGCGGAAGGAGGCAGAGAGGAAGCUGGAAGAGCAACAGCGCCGGCACCGAGAGCACCCCAAAGUCAACGUGCCUGGCAGCCAAGCCCAGUUGAAGGAGGUGUGGGAGGAGCUGGAUGGAUUGGACCCCAACAGGUUUAACCCCAAGACCUUCUUCAUACUGCAUGAUAUCAACAGUGACGGUGUCCUGGAUGAGCAGGAGCUGGAGGCGCUCUUCACCAAGGAGCUGGAGAAGGUGUACGACCCCAAGAACGAGGAGGACGACAUGCGGGAGAUGGAGGAGGAGCGGCUGCGCAUGCGGGAGCACGUGAUGAAGAACGUGGACACGAACCAGGACCGCCUGGUGACCCUGGAGGAGUUCCUCGCGUCCACCCAGAGGAAGGACUUCGGGGACAACGGGGAGGGCUGGGAGACGGUGGAGAUGCACCCUGCCUACACGGAGGAGGAGCUGAGGCGCUUUGAGGAGGAGCUGGCGGCCCGGGAGGCCGAGCUGAACGCCCAGGCCCAGCGCCUCAGCCAGGAGACGGAGGCUCUGGGCCGCUCCCAGGGCCGCCUGGAGGCCCAGAAGAGAGAGCUGCAGCAGGCCGUUCUGCAAAUGGAACAGAGGAAGCAGCAGCAGCAGCAGCAGCAGCAGCAAGACCACAAUGCCCCAGCCCCUGGCCCCGAGGGACAGCUCAAGUUCCAGCCCCACCACACAGAUGACGCUCCUGUGCCAGCUCCCGCCAGUGACCAGAAGGACGCAGUUGCUUCGGAGAAGAAGGUUCUGGAACAGCCCCCCGAGCUGCCCCCGCUGGAUCCCCAGCACCUGUGA
This is a messenger RNA of Pipistrellus nathusii (Nathusius's pipistrelle), 1398 nucleotides long. Lineage: Eukaryota; Metazoa; Chordata; Mammalia; Chiroptera; Vespertilionidae. The record is from the annotation of a GenBank genome assembly.